GCGGCGGCGGGGGCGCCAGAGCCCUUACAAUAUCGGAGGGUACUGAGCAGGUACAGGCUGACUGGAAGGAACAAGUGGCUUUAUACCAUGAUGGCUGCUGUCUCCUCAAAGUGUGGGAUUCUCACUCACAUUGGCCCUUGGUUGUUCUGGAGAGAGAAAGACCCCUACAAAUUCCAGUUACUUCCAUGAAGCCCUGCAUGCGUGAGCCAUGUCUUUCCAUUCUGGGCGAGGAUGUCCCCGUGGCCAGGGGGGACCAGGAGCAAGAACUUCAACACAGACCUACCGCCCUCAGAACCUGCGGCAGCUUCACCCACAGCAGCCCUCCGUGCAGUACCAGUAUGAGCAGCAAACCGCCCCUCCGACAACCUACUCCAACCCUCCCGCCACCGGCUACAUGCCUCCCAGGCCAGACUUUGUGCCCUAUCCUCCUCCAGUGCCCCCUUCCACGCAAAAUCCCAUCAGCCAGUGUCCCAUGAGGCCACCGUUUCCAAACCACCAGAUGCGGCAGAGCUUCCCAGUGCCUCCAUGUUUCCCUCCCACUCCUCCGCCAGUGCCAAACCCUAGCAACACUCCCGUGCCGGGAACACCUGCUGGACAAAGCACCUUUCCUUACAUGAUGCCUCCCCCCACAGUACCGCACCCUCCCCCGCCACCGGUCAUGCCGCAGCAGGUCAGCUACCAGCCCGUGUACUCGGCAGGGUACUCGCAGCAGUCCUUCCCGCCGCCCAGCUUCAGCAGCUACCAGCACAGCUCCGGCUCCUUCCCGGGCAGCGCCGCCAGCAGCGGCGCCGGCAGCAGCCACUUCCGGCACACGGGGCAGUACCAGGGAGAGAAGGCCCAGAGCGAGCGGCGCUCGCCGGACAGGAGCAAGCACUACGAUGAGCACCGGCACCGCGAGCACGGGCACAUGCACGGCGACAGGCACCGCUCCGCCAGCCACGGCGAUCGUCGGGAUCGCGGCCGCAGCCCGGACAGGAGGAGGCAGGAGAGCAGUCGGCACCGCACAGAUUAUGACAGAGGGAGGAUAUCGCCUCAUCACAGAAGUUAUGAGCGAAACAGGGAGCGGGAGAGGGAGAGGCAUCGUCACCGUGACAGCAGAAGAUCACCAUCACCAGACAGAUCCUACAAAAAGGAUUACAAGAGAGCAGGAAGCCGGUCGCCAAGCAGAGAGAGAAAGAGAACCCGGUGGGAGGAGGACAGAGAAAGGUGGUCUGAGAACCAGAGCUCCAAUAAAGAGAAAAAUUACACUGCUGUCAAAGACAAAGAAUCAGAAGAAAAUGCAUCUGAAAAAAAUGAAGAGGAAGAUGAGGAAUUGCUCAAGCCAGUCUGGGUUCGCUGUACCCAUUCUGAAAGCUAUUAUUCCAAUGACCCUAUGGAUCAAGUGGGGGACUCUACUGUGGUAGGAACAAGCAAGCUCCGGGAUCUGUAUGAAAAGUUUGACGAGGAGUUAGGAAAGCGACAGGCAAAGGCCAAAGCAGCCAGGCCACCAUGGGAGCCACCAAAAACCAAGCUGGAUGAAGAUUUAGAGAGCUCCAGUGAGUCAGAGUGUGACUCCGAAGAUGACAGCAGCUGCUCCAGCAGUUCAGAUUCGGAUGUUAUUGACGUCAUUGCAGAAAUUAAGCGUAAAAAAGCACACCCUGAUCGUCUCCAUGAGGAAUUGUGGUACAAUGAUCCAGGACAGAUGAAUGAUGGACCUUUGUGCAAAUGCAGUGCUAAAGCCCGGCGAACAGGAAUAAGACAUGGCAUUUAUCCUGGUGAAGAGCCCAUUAAACCAUGUCGUCCCAUGACCAACAAUGCUGGAAGACUGUACCACUACCGAAUUACUGUGUCACCUCCCACAAAUUUCUUAACAGACAGACCUACUGUUAUUGAGUAUGAUGACCAUGAAUAUAUCUUUGAAGGGUUCUCCAUGUUUGCACAUGCCCCCCUGACAAACAUUCCUCUAUGCAAAGUAAUCAGGUUUAACAUUGACUAUACAAUUCAUUUCAUUGAGGAGAUGAUGCCUGAGAAUUUUUGUGUGAGAGGUCUUGAACUGUUCUCUUCAUAUCUAUUCAAAGAUAUUUUGGAAUUGUAUGACUGGAAUCUUAAAGGUCCUUCACUUGAAAAUGAUUCUGUUUCCUGUCCCAGAUACCACUUCAUGCCGCGGUUUGUGAGAUUUCUCCCAGAUGGAGGAAAAGAAGUACUCUCAAUGCAUCAGAUUCUUCUCUACUUGUUACGAUGCAGUAAAGCUCUGGUGCCUGAAGAGGAGAUUGCCAACAUGCUUCAGUGGGAAGAACUGGAAUGGCAGAAAUAUGCAGAAGAAUGCAAAGGGAUGAUCGUUACCAGCCCUGGCAUGAAGCCCAGCUCAGUUCGUAUUGAUCAACUAGACCGCGAACAAUUCAAUCCUGAUGUAAUUACUUUCCCUAUCAUUGUGCACUUUGGGAUACGACCUGCUCAACUCAGUUAUGCUGGAGAUCCUCAAUACCAAAAGCUGUGGAAGAGUUACGUGAAGCUGCGUCACCUGCUGGCUAAUAGUCCCAAAGUCAAACAGGCUGAUAAACAGAAAUUAUCACAAAGAGAGGAAGCACUGCAGAAGAUUCGCCAGAAGAACACCAUGAGACGUGAAGUGACAGUGGAGUUGAGCAGCCAGGGCUUCUGGAAAACAGGGAUACGCUCUGAUGUCUGCCAGCAUGCAAUGAUGCUUCCUGUGCUCACCCACCAUGUCCGCUACCAUCAGUGUCUGAUGCACUUGGACAAACUGAUAGGCUACACUUUUCGAGAUAGGUGCUUGCUGCAGCUUGCCAUGACUCACCCAAGCCAUCAUUUAAAUUUUGGGAUGAAUCCGGAUCAUGCCAGAAAUUCCUUAUCCAACUGUGGGAUUCGACAGCCCAAGUAUGGUGAUAGAAAAGUUCACCAUAUACACAUGAGAAAAAAAGGGAUAAACACCCUGAUAAAUAUUAUGUCCCGUUUGGGACAGGAUGAUCCAGCUCCUUCCAGGAUUAACCACAAUGAGCGUUUAGAAUUUCUGGGAGAUGCUGUGGUGGAGUUCUUAACAAGUGUCCACUUAUACUACCUGUUUCCCACUCUGGAGGAAGGAGGAUUAGCUACGUACCGCACUGCCAUCGUACAGAACCAGCACCUGGCCAUGCUGGCUAAGAAGCUGGAACUGGAACGAUUCAUGCUCUACGCUCAUGGUCCAGACCUUUGCAGGGAGUCAGAUCUCCGCCAUGCCAUGGCCAACUGCUUUGAAGCCCUCAUAGGAGCUGUUUAUCUAGAGGGAAGCCUAGAAGAAGCAAAACAAUUAUUUGGACGUUUGCUCUUCAAUGAAAAGGACCUGCGGGAUGUAUGGCUUAAUUAUCCACUACACCCACUCCAACUGCAGGAGUCCAAUACUGACAGGCAACUCAUUGAGACCUCUCCAGUACUUCAAAAGCUUACAGAGUUUGAGGAGGCAAUUGGAGUCAUCUUUACUCACGUUCGACUUCUAGCACGUGCAUUCACUCUGAGGACAGUAGGCUUUAACCAUCUGACUCUAGGCCACAACCAGAGGAUGGAAUUCCUGGGUGACUCCAUAAUGCAGUUGGUAGCCACAGAGUAUUUAUUCAUACAUUUCCCCGAUCAUCAUGAAGGGCACUUAACGCUGUUGAGAAGUUCUUUGGUGAACAACAGGACACAGGCCAAGGUGGCAGAGGAGCUGGGCAUGCAAGAGUUUGCCAUCACUAACGACAAGACAAAAAGGCCUGUAACUCUUCGAACUAAGACUUUGGCUGAUCUCUUGGAAUCCUUUAUUGCUGCUCUGUACAUUGAUAAAGAUUUGGAAUACGUUCACACUUUCAUGAAUGUUUGCUUUUUUCCACGGCUAAAGGAGUUUAUUUUAAAUCAAGAUUGGAAUGAUCCUAAAUCUCAGCUUCAGCAGUGCUGCUUGACUCUCAGGACAGAAGGAAAAGAGCCAGACAUUCCUCUCUACAAGACCCUGCAGACAGUGGGACCUUCUCAUGCCAGGACAUACACAGUAGCUGUCUACUUCAAAGGGGAAAGAAUAGGAUGUGGUAAAGGUCCAAGUAUUCAGCAAGCAGAAAUGGGAGCUGCAAUGGACGCACUUGAAAAAUAUAACUUUCCCCAGAUGGCCCAUCAGAAACGGUUCAUUGAACGGAAGUACAGACAAGAGUUGAAAGAAUUGAGGUGGGAAAGAGAGCAUCAAGAAAGAGAGUCAGAGGAGACUGAAGAAGCAAGGAAAUAAAAGGAGGGCACAGAAGCAGUGGCAUAUUUACUUACUUAAUAACUCUGACUGUGGCCUAUGGAGACCUAACCUAGUUUCUUGCAGAUGAAUGAAGAGUGCCUGUUGAUAUUAAAAAAAAAAAAUAAUAAUAAUAUCUUCCUUUAAAAGUGUGUGCAAAUAUAGUAUUUCUUUAGUUUGGUUUUAAGUUUGGCUUUUUAAUAAGAUUUGGGUUUAAAUCCUUUUAAUUUUUAUGAAAAGUUGUUGAUUAUUUUUAUUCUUUUUACUGUCUUGUAUGAAGUAAUAAAGUAUUAAUUUCCAAAGCUAA
Molecule: messenger RNA, 4523 nt
Organism: Melospiza melodia melodia
Lineage: Eukaryota; Metazoa; Chordata; Aves; Passeriformes; Passerellidae
Gene: DROSHA
Product: drosha ribonuclease III
Exons: 33
Coding region: 209-4219 (1336 amino acids)
Biological process (GO): rRNA processing; primary miRNA processing; pre-miRNA processing
Cellular component (GO): nucleus; microprocessor complex
Molecular function (GO): RNA binding; ribonuclease III activity
Source: RefSeq, a predicted model, not a curated record